UAGUCCCGACCCGUCCCACCCUAUCAGUUGCGGGCGCGCGUCCCUGUUUCGCUCGUGCCGUUGCGCUGCGCCAAGCCUCCCCACCUCUCUCGUCUCUUCUCCACCCGCCGCCCUCGUGGGAGUGAAACCCUAGCUAGGGUUCUGCCCGCCGCCGCCUUCGAUCAAGACGCCUGCAGCCUUAGCGCGAGCCCGCCAUGGACACAGGACGCAAGCGCAUCGCGCCGGGGGGCGCCAACGGCGCGGGCGGCCCGAAGCGCGCGAGAGAAUCGGAGACAACUCAAAUGGGUGUAGGAAGCAAAACCAAGCCGUGCACCAAAUUUUUCAGCACUGCGGGUUGUCCCUUUGGUUCAAAUUGCCAUUUUCUCCAUAACUUCCCGGGUGGCUACCUGGCGGUUUCAAAGAUGACCAACUUGGGUGGGCCACCUGUUCCGGCUCCCCCAGGAAGGAUGCCUAUGGGACCUGGUGGUCCUGAUGGGCCACCUUCACCUGCUCUGAAGACUCGCUUGUGUAACAAGUACAACACUGCAGAAGGAUGUAAAUGGGGGAGCAAAUGCCACUUUGCUCAUGGAGAGAGGGAGCUUGGAAAGCCCCUGCAGAUGGACAACUCGAUGGGAGCUCCUCCAAUGGGUCCAGGGCCAAACGGUCACUUCAUGCCACCUCCAAUGCCUAUCCCAGACAUGGUUCCUCACUCCACAUUCGGUGCUUCGGCCACAGCCAAGAUCAGUGUCGAUGCAUCCCUUGCUGGCGCCAUCAUUGGGAAGAGUGGUAUCAACACAAAGCAUAUAUCCCGAGUGACUGGGGCCAAGUUAGCCAUCCGGGACAAUGAGGCUGAUCCCAACCAUAAAAACAUCGAGCUCGAGGGAACGUUUGACCAGAUCAAGCACGCUAGCGCAAUGGUCACAGAGUUGAUUGUCCGCAUCAGUGGUAAGGUGCCUCCACAAGCAAAGAACAACCCAGGCAGGGGGCCUGGUUCUCAUGCUGGGGGUCCUGCAAGCAACUUCAAGACCAAGUUGUGCGAGAACUUCAACAAAGGCUCCUGCACCUUUGGAGACAGGUGCCACUUUGCCCAUGGCGAAAGUGAGUUGCGCAAACCUGCUGCUGCUUGAUAGAUGUGUUUAGUGUGGCUUGCGGUGAUUACUCUGCCUGUGUGGCUGAAUAACACCACAGUCGCCUAUGGUGAGAUGUACUGGGCCACGUGCUGCCUGAGAGAGAUCAUUUCCAUCGCUUGCGUAGAGACAAUGGCCGUUUUUUAGGAUUUGUAGGAUUGCCGUAUUGUUCUGUUCGAUUUAUAUC
Zea mays is the source of this 1293-nucleotide messenger RNA. Its product is annotated as zinc finger C-x8-C-x5-C-x3-H type family protein. Gene Ontology annotation, molecular function: mRNA binding; metal ion binding. NCBI's taxonomy places the organism in Eukaryota, Viridiplantae, Streptophyta, Magnoliopsida, Poales, Poaceae. The record is from RefSeq and is marked validated.